AUGAAAAAGUCAGGAAAUGCCGCUCUCACCUCGUCCAUCAUCCAAUACGUCAUUUUCCUCGUAACUACUGGAGGAGUUCUUUUUGUCAUCGAUCGUAUGGGCCGCCGAUGGCUGCUCAUUGUUGGAGCGAUAAUCUGCGGCGUUAUCCAUUUCACCGUCGGUGCCGUAAUGGCUGUUUAUGGACAUCAUGUGGAUAGUGUAGAUGGGAAUGAUAUAUUAAAGUGGCAGAUCAGCGGUCCUCCAGCUAAAGCCGUCAUUGCUCUUUGUUAUAUCUUUGUUGGGGUUUGUAAGUUAAACAUUAACCGUCUAUUGGUCAGAAUUACAUGGGCUCCAGGAGCAUGGAUCUACUGCGGAGAAGUCUUUCCAUUGAAGUAUCGCGCAAAGGGGGUUGGCCUAGCUGCCGCAGGUAAUUGGGCAUUCAACCUGGCUUUGGCCUUCUUUGUCCCUCCCGCGUUCACAAAUAUACAGUGGAAAGCGUACAUGAUUUUCGGCACCUUUUGCAUCACUAUGGUGUUCCACGUUUACUUCAUGUAUCCCGAAACGGUGAAGAAGUCGCUCGAAGAGAUCGACGUGCUCUUCGAUGGAAACAUUCCCGCAUGGCGCAGUGCAAGCGCUGUGAGCACGUUUGAACAGAAAGUAGCUCGUGUGAAGGAGACGGGAGGAAUUGAGGAGGCCAAGCAGCAAGCGGAUGUUGAUCAUGAAGAAAAGGUUUAA
Trichoderma gamsii is the source of this 714-nucleotide messenger RNA. RefSeq lists its product as hypothetical. Gene Ontology annotation, biological process: carbohydrate transport; transmembrane transport. Bases 1 to 714 code for a protein of 237 amino acids. The transcript is spliced from 4 exons. The record is from RefSeq and is a predicted model, not a curated record. Lineage: Eukaryota; Fungi; Ascomycota; Sordariomycetes; Hypocreales; Hypocreaceae. Gene Ontology annotation, molecular function: carbohydrate:proton symporter activity. Gene Ontology annotation, cellular component: membrane.